Messenger RNA from Paramuricea clavata, 202 nucleotides. NCBI's taxonomy places the organism in Eukaryota, Metazoa, Cnidaria, Anthozoa, Malacalcyonacea, Plexauridae. The record is from the annotation of a GenBank genome assembly.
AACAACUGUUGCCAGCACAGUCCAAGAACAGCAACCAUCAAACCUUGGUGAAAUCCCACUUGAAAAACUUGAUGUCAACUGGAAAGACCCUGUUGGUAUGGGAUCUUUUGGUAAAGUCUUCCGUGGCAAUUGGUUGUGCACAGAUGUUGCUGUCAAACAGAUACGACGAGGUGCAAGCGUAAGCGAGUCUAUUCAGAGAGAA